AUGGCUCUGAUCAUGGAACCCGUGAGCAAAUGGUCUCCGAGUCAAGUAGUGGACUGGAUGAAAGGUCUUGAUGACUGUUUGCAGCAGUAUAUUAAGAAUUUUGAGAGGGAGAAGAUCAGUGGAGACCAGCUGCUGCGCAUUACGCAUCAGGAGCUAGAAGAUCUGGGGGUCAGCCGCAUUGGCCAUCAGGAAUUGAUCUUGGAAGCAGUUGACCUUCUGUGUGCACUGAAUUAUGGCUUGGAAACAGAAAAUCUAAAAACCCUUUCUCACAAGCUGAAUGCAUCUGCCAAAAAUCUACAGAAUUUUAUAACAGGAAGGAGAAGGAGUGGCCAUUAUGAUGGGAGAACCAGCCGAAAAUUGCCAAAUGACUUUCUCACUUCAGUUGUGGAUCUGAUAGGAGCAGCCAAGAGUCUGCUUGCCUGGUUGGACAGGUCACCAUUUGCUGCUGUCACAGACUAUUCAGUUACAAGGAAUAAUGUCAUACAGCUCUGCUUGGAAUUGACAACAAUUGUGCAACAGGAUUGUACUGUGUAUGAAACAGAGAAUAAAAUUCUUCAUGUGUGUAAAACUCUUUCUGGAGUCUGUGACCACAUCAUAUCCCUGUCAUCGGAUCCUCUGGUUUCACAGUCUGCACACCUAGAAGUGAUUCAGCUGGCAAACAUCAAACCAAGUGAAGGGCUGGGUAUGUAUAUUAAAUCAACAUAUGAUGGCCUCCAUGUAAUUACUGGAACUACAGAAAAUUCACCUGCAGAUCGGUGCAAGAAAAUCCAUGCUGGCGAUGAAGUGAUUCAAGUUAAUCAUCAGACUGUGGUGGGGUGGCAGUUGAAAAAUUUGGUGAAUGCACUACGAGAGGACCCGAGUGGUGUUAUCUUAACUUUGAAAAAGCGACCUCAGAGCAUGCUUACCUCAGCACCAGCUUUACUGAAAAAUAUGAGAUGGAAGCCCCUUGCUCUGCAGCCUCUUAUACCUAGAAGUCCCACAAGCAGCGUUGCCACGCCUUCCAGCACCAUCAGUACACCAACCAAAAGAGACAGUUCUGCUCUCCAGGAUCUCUACAUCCCCCCUCCUCCUGCAGAACCAUAUAUUCCCAGGGAUGAAAAAGGAAACCUUCCUUGUGAAGACCUCAGAGGACAUAUGGUUGGCAAGCCAGUGCAUAAGGGAUCUGAAUCACCAAAUUCGUUUCUGGAUCAGGAAUAUAGAAAGAGGUUUAAUAUUGUUGAGGAAGAUACUGUCUUGUAUUGCUAUGAAUAUGAAAAAGGAAGAUCAAGUAGUCAAGGAAGACGAGAAAGCACCCCGACUUAUGGCAAGCUACGACCUAUAUCUAUGCCAGUGGAAUAUAAUUGGGUGGGGGACUAUGAAGAUCCAAAUAAGAUGAAGAGAGAUAGUAGAAGAGAAAACUCCCUACUCCGAUAUAUGAGCAAUGAAAAAAUUGCUCAAGAAGAAUACAUGUUCCAGAGAAACAGCAAAAAAGACACAGGGAAGAAGUCUAAAAAGAAGAGUGAUAAGAGUAAUAGCCCGACUCACUAUUCAUUGCUACCUAGUUUGCAAAUGGAUGCACUGAGACAGGACAUCAUGGGCACGCCUGUGCCAGAGACCACACUAUACCAUACAUUUCAGCAGUCCUCACUGCAGCACAAAUCAAAGAAGAAAAACAAAGGUCCUAUAGCUGGCAAGAGCAAAAGACGAAUUUCUUGCAAAGAUCUUGGCCGGGGUGACUGUGAAGGUUGGCUUUGGAAAAAGAAAGAUGCAAAGAGUUAUUUUUCACAGAAAUGGAAGAAAUAUUGGUUUGUCCUAAAGGAUGCAUCCCUAUAUUGGUAUAUUAAUGAGGAGGAUGAAAAAGCAGAAGGAUUCAUCAGUCUGCCUGAAUUUAAAAUCGAUAGAGCCAGUGAAUGCCGCAAGAAAUAUGCAUUCAAAGCCUGUCAUCCUAAAAUCAAAAGCUUUUAUUUUGCUGCUGAGCAUCUUGAUGAUAUGAACAGGUGGCUUAACAGAAUCAAUAUGCUAACUGCGGGAUAUGCAGAAAGAGAGAGGAUUAAGCAAGAACAAGAUUACUGGAGUGAGAGUGACAAGGAAGAAGCAGACACUCCAUCAACACCCAAACAGGACAGCCCUCCACCGCCCUACGAUACAUACCCACGGCCUCCCUCUAUGAGUUGUGCCAGUCCUUACGUGGAAGCAAAACACAGCCGGCUCUCGUCCACUGAGACCUCCCAGUCACAGUCCUCCCAUGAGGAGUUUCGACAGGAAGUGACCGGGAGCAGUGCGGUGUCCCCCAUUCGCAAGACAGCCAGUCAGCGCCGCUCCUGGCAGGAUUUAAUCGAGACGCCCCUGACAAGCUCAGGAUUACACUAUCUUCAGACUCUGCCCCUGGAGGAUUCUGUCUUCUCUGACUCCGCGGCCAUCUCCCCAGAGCACAGGCGACAGUCCACUCUUCCAACUCAGAAGUGCCACCUACAGGAUCACUAUGGGCCGUACCCCUUGGCCGAGAGCGAGAGGAUGCAAGUGUUAAAUGGAAAUGGGGGCAAGCCUCGAAGUUUUACUCUGCCUCGAGAUAGCGGGUUCAACCACUGCUGUCUGAACGCACCGGUUAGUGCCUGUGACCCGCAGGAUGACGUGCAGCCCACAGAGGUGGAGGAAGAGGAGGAGGAGGAGGAGGAGGAAGGGGAGGCGGCAGGGGAAAACAUAGGAGACAAAAGUGAAAGUAGGGAAGAAAAGUUAGGAGAUUCAUUGCAAGAUUUAUACAGGGCAUUGGAGCAAGCCAGUCUGUCACCGCUGGGAGAACACCGCAUUUCAACCAAGAUGGAAUACAAGCUUUCAUUUAUAAAGAGAUGUAAUGACCCUGUGAUGAAUGACAAACUACACAGGCUGAGAAUUCUCAAAAGCACUUUAAAGGCCAGAGAAGGGGAAGUAGCCAUUAUUGAUAAAGUCCUAGACAAUCCAGACUUGACAUCUAAAGAAUUCCAACAAUGGAAGCAGAUGUACCUGGAUCUUUUCUUGGAUAUCUGUCAAAACACCACCUCAAAUGACCCAUUAAGUAUUUCUUCUGAAGUAGAUGCAAUCACUUCCUCUCUCACACACACUCACUCGUACAUUGAAACACAUGUGUAAGUGUAUUCUGCCCUCUGGCCAUCUGGUACCUUCUGGCACUUUGAACAAGUGU
This is a messenger RNA of Callorhinus ursinus (northern fur seal), 3157 nucleotides long. RefSeq names its product connector enhancer of kinase suppressor of Ras 2 (gene CNKSR2). Gene Ontology annotation, biological process: regulation of signal transduction. Lineage: Eukaryota; Metazoa; Chordata; Mammalia; Carnivora; Otariidae. Gene Ontology annotation, cellular component: membrane; cytoplasm. Gene Ontology annotation, molecular function: protein binding. The record is from RefSeq and is a predicted model, not a curated record.